GCCAUUCCACUGAGGGGGAAAAAUAGUUUUCUCCAUGGCUAUCUGGUUAUCAAGAUCUAGAAAAAUUGCUCAUUUUCUAAAGCCAAAAAUUGCUUAUUUUCUACAGCCAAAAAUUGCACCUUCAGAAUUUUCCUACAAAAUUUAUGAAAAUCAUGUAAAUUCUUCUUCUUUCGGAACUUUGAGUGGUGAAAAUAUCAGAAGCCCAUAUGUAUUCCUUGAUAAUUCCGCCACGAUGUCGGCUUUGAACCGCCAAUGGAGGCGGACGGAAUCCACCAGAGCCGGCGAACAUGAAGAUGAAAACCAGGGAGGUAAAUCGCAGGUUGUGCCCUUGUUGGUUCCCAGGUUCCCACAUGACUUUUACUCCUUCCCCAAAGGAAGCCUCCUCCAUGGUUAUUACAUCACCAAGCUGCUCCAACCAUUCCUCUGGUUAUUACAUCACUUGGCUUCUCCAACCAGAAAUCGAACUCCCCACGCUUGGUUCCAGAGCCCCCCAAUGUGAUUGUUCCGCCAACUUAGAUAUGCCCUGGGGGGCGAAUUCCAUGUCAACUUUAUUCUAUGGCCUAGUUGAUAUAGUUUAUAAGGGUAAAAUAGACAUUUACUGCUGAAACGAGCAACCAACUGCAAACAAAGCCCUAAAAUUCAUAUUUUAAUUUAAGAAAAAUUCAAAAAUUAAUUUUAAACACAUAUUUCAGCAAACCCACAAUUUUUUAUCAAAGUCUAUUAAAAAACUAAUGUUAAUUCCCACCAAAUAGGGAGAAUGUAUGAUACACUGAUGGAUGAUUUUACAACUAUAUAGGCCCGAAGUCUUGAGGUUGAGUUAUAGAUUGACUCAUAUUUGAAAUGGAGUGAUCAAUUGGGUAAAGUCUAUGACAUGCCAAUCGACUACUUGAAAUCGACCCGACCUAUUGCUUAUUAAUUAUCAUCUACAUCUAUCAAUUCAAAAAUAAUAAUAAUAAUAAUUACUAAUUAAUGCCACCAUCUUUUUAUCAUAUGGGGCCCUCUUCAAUGGUUAAUUAGAUUGGACUAGAAUGACCCAUCUGACAAGUGUGGUGACUUUUGCAUGAUGGGUAGAAAGGGGCCCAAUAUAUGAAUUUGACCUAUAAUCCAAUAGUCUAGAAAAUUUUUGAACUAAUCCAAUAGUCUAGAAAAUUAUGUGAUUUAGGCCUUGGGCCACAUUUAAAGGAGAAAAAAAAAAAACAUUCUUUAACAGAGAAUUAAAAUCAUUUCAACCACACAUUCUUCUAUAAAAUA
Molecule: messenger RNA, 1251 nt
Organism: Olea europaea var. sylvestris
Lineage: Eukaryota; Viridiplantae; Streptophyta; Magnoliopsida; Lamiales; Oleaceae
Exons: 2
Coding region: 35-499 (154 amino acids)
Source: RefSeq, a predicted model, not a curated record